Molecule: messenger RNA, 1199 nt
Organism: Nicotiana attenuata
Lineage: Eukaryota; Viridiplantae; Streptophyta; Magnoliopsida; Solanales; Solanaceae
Product: chromatin remodeling protein SHL-like
Exons: 5
Coding region: 132-782 (216 amino acids)
Molecular function (GO): chromatin binding
Source: RefSeq, a predicted model, not a curated record
ACAAAAAGCACCUGUGACACACGCUGGCUCGUCUCUCUCUCGCUCUUUAACUCUCCUAUUUCUCUCUCUAGAAAUUUUGAGGCGCAUGACUUUUGUAGUGAGUCUUGUUCGUCACACUCUUCCUUCAGUCCAUGGCUAAAACUCGCGCCAAUCGUCGAACCCUAGAUUUUUACACGGUUAAAUCCAUCAACAAAACCGUCCGAGCCGGAGACUGCGUGUUGAUGCGACCGUCGGAGUCGUCAAAGCCGUCGUACGUAGCUCGAGUUGAGACGAUUGAGUCGGACAGCAGAGGCGGCAACGUCAGGGUUCGCGUCCGGUGGUACUACCGGCCGGAGGAGUCGAUCGGCGGUCGACGUCAAUUUCACGGCUCAAAGGAACUGUUCCUGUCCGAUCACUACGAUACACAAAGCGCCGACACAAUUGAAGGCAAGUGUACGGUCCACACAUUCAAGAGCUACACAAAACUCGACGCCGUUGGCAACGAAGAUUUCUUUUGCCGAUUCGAGUACAAUUCUUCUACUGGAGCGUUUAAUCCCGACAGAGUUGCCGUGUAUUGUAAAUGCGAGAUGCCUUACAAUCCGGAUGACCUCAUGGUUCAAUGCGAGGGCUGCAGUGACUGGUUCCACCCUACUUGCAUAGACAUGACGCCUGAGGAAGCCAAGAGACUUGACCACUUCUUUUGCCAAAAUUGCUCCUCUGAAGAUCAGAAGAAAUUGCAAAAUUCUCAUGCUACUUCAAGACUUUCAGAUACAAAGGUUGAAUCCAAACGCCGACGGAGGUGAUACUGCUGCAUAUGCUGGAGGAACUGUAACAUUUCUCUUAUUUUGCCAACAGAUGCAAGCAAACACUGAGGCUAUUAUAACUGCAUCAGAAGCAACUAUCAUUUGGACUGAUGUAAAGGGAAACUGGGUGAAACUUUGUGUUGUCUACUGGUUUGAUAGGCAUGCACCUUGUUUCCUUUAAGUAGGUCGAGGAAGUGUUUGGCUGUGUGUAAUUAUGUACUGUAGGUUUUCUCUUCUGUUCUUCCACGUUGGAGUAUAUCUUAAUAGGGUGUUUAUAAUAAAGUAAAGUAGUUUAGUGUAAAUAGGUGCUGCCAUUUCCACGAGCAAUAACCCUGCUGUUAACAGUACCCUUUUAAAAACUACUGUUGGGUGUUUGGUACAUGUGAGAGGUUCAUAUACCUCUCUUUUCUUUUUUCU